CUAACGAAAGCUAAAUCAUAUAUUUUCCAAAAAAAAAUUCUUCUCUCUUUUUCUUUUCUUUGGUUUCUCUCGGCUUUUCCGGCGAAUCUCUCGUGCUCUCUGCAGAACGACAAUGGCUGUCGAUCUCUCCUACGCACCUCCAAGGUUGAAACAAACGUAUUGUUUGUUCAAUUGGUUUCCUUCGCACCUCCAAGGUUGAAACAAAGGUUGAGAAAGUAAUUGAAGUUGAGAAGGAAGCAGCAAGAGAGUUAUCUGAACCCCAAGCAGAGAUCAAAGCAUUGAAGUUACCUGAACGGCAGACAGAGAAGGCUGUCGAAGAGAAUCAGCAGGAGGUUAGAGAGUAAUGGGUUACAUAGGAGCACAUGGUGCAGCAGCUCUUCAUAGGUACAAGUACAGUGGAGAGGAUCACUCUUAUCUUGCCAAAUACCUUCUCGACCCUUUUUGGACUCGUUUUGUCAAAGUCUUCCCUCUAUGGAUGCCACCAAACAUGAUAAUGCUUAUGGGGUUUAUGUUUCUAGUCACAUCUUCCCUGCUAGGAUACAUAUAUUCACCUCAGUUGGAUUCUCCUACUCCACGAUGGGUGCACUUCGCACACGGUUCCCUCCUAUUCUUGUAUCAGACAUUUGAUGCGGUUGAUGGGAAGCAAGCAAGAAGAACGAACUCCUCUAGCCCCCUAGGAGAGCUUUUCGAUCAUGGUUUAAUAGCCAUGUUCGUAAACUCGCAAGGCGUUCCUCGUACGUGGACCUAGCACCAAAUGAGAAAUUUAGAGAUUUUGCGAGGAUUAAUCGGCGAUUUAUUUUCAGUUAUAUAUGGCGUAUUGGUAACAAUUCCCUCGAAGCUCUGUAGCA
Brassica oleracea var. oleracea is the source of this 848-nucleotide messenger RNA. Its product is annotated as choline/ethanolaminephosphotransferase 1-like. Gene Ontology annotation, biological process: phospholipid biosynthetic process. Gene Ontology annotation, molecular function: phosphotransferase activity, for other substituted phosphate groups. NCBI's taxonomy places the organism in Eukaryota, Viridiplantae, Streptophyta, Magnoliopsida, Brassicales, Brassicaceae. The record is from RefSeq and is a predicted model, not a curated record. Bases 344 to 748 code for a protein of 134 amino acids. The transcript has 8 exons. Gene Ontology annotation, cellular component: membrane.